AUGAACAGACCAAAACUCUUGAACCUCAUCAAGCGUCCGAAAAUGUCUACCGACGAAGUUAGAACACUCACCAACUAUGUGGCAUACCUGGAGCCGAACAGGGGCCCUCGAAUCGGCCAUCUCGACUUCGAUGGCGCGACUAUAACCCCUCUGUCCUUCAAGUCGGGGACUCCUUUGUCGAAUCUCUAUCAAGUGAUUGUGGUCGGCGAACAGGGGAUCACAGCAUCCGGCGAGCAGCCUUUACCUCUUUCCAGCGUGAAACACCUGCCCCCGAUUUCGGGCCGCGAUGUGCUUGCAGUCGGGAAAAACUAUGUUGAGCAUGCUCGCGAGUUCAAUUCCUCGGGCUAUGAUGCCAGUGACAAGAUUGACCAACCGACACACCCUGUCAUCUUCACUAAGCGUGCCACUUCCAUAAUUGGUCCCGAAGACCCGAUUCUGCUGCACUCGGACUUCACGAGUACGGCCGACUAUGAGGGAGAGAUCGGUGUCAUCUUGGGCAAGCCAGGUUUCCAAAUCACAGAGGAGAACGCAUUGGAUCAUGUGUGGGGUUAUACCAUCAUCAACGAUAUGACUGCACGAGAGCGCCAGCGUGACCACAAGCAAUUUUUCCUCGGCAAAUCACCCGAUACCUUUUGUCCGAUUGGUCCUGUUGCCGUGCCAAAGGAAAGUCUCCCGCAGGACCUGACGAUUCAGACCUUCGUCAAUGAAGAAAAGCGUCAGGAGGCCAACCUGAGUGACCUGAUCUUCAGUGUGCCGAAUCUUAUUGCCACCAUCAGUGCCGGUCAGACUUUGCAAGUCGGCGACGUUAUAGCCACCGGUACCCCUGCAGGUGUGGGAUUCGGGUUCAGACCUAUGAAGUUCCUGAAGACCGGAGACGAGAUCAGCAUCUCCGUGACAGGACUUGGAACUUUGAAAAACCGCGUUGCUGCCAUCGACGCAGCCAACACCACCAUUGAGCGCGCACAAUCACACAUUCCCAUUUCCAAUCUCAAGGCGCCCGCUGGCUCGGGAUUGACAAACGUGAACGGCAAGAACCUCUUCUAUCAACGACUGGGCCUCGAAAAUGGGCCUCCGGUCUUCUUCAUUCACGGACUGGGCGGCUCAACAACUUAUUUCCAUCCCCUUGUGACAAAGCUGCAGUCGACACAUUCAUUGCAUCUUCUAGAUCUGGAAGGACAUGGUCUUUCCCCAACAUCAGCACUCAGCACCCUCUCCAUUGCCUCUUUCGCUAAAGACUUUUACCAAAUGUCCAAGGUGGCUGGGGUUCGUGAGGGCGUGACCGUGGUCGCUCACUCAAUGGGCUGUCUCGUGGCUCUGAAGCUUGCCCUGGCACAUACUGAACUUGUGUCCAAGCUCAUCCUCAUGGGUCCUCCCCCGAGCCCACUUCCAGAAGCAGGCAGCCAAGGCUCCUAUGCUCGAGCGGCCCUUGUGCGGAAGCAAGGAAUGUUGGCGGUUGUAGAUGCAGUCACGCAGGCUGGAACUUCGGCCUAUGUCCAACAGAAUAAACCAUUAAGUGUUGCUGCUGUUCGCACUUCGCUUCUCAGUCAAGAUGCUGAGGGAUAUGCCAAGGCAUGUACGGCACUUGCUGGAUCUGCUGCUGAGACCUUGGAUCUCAAGCUUCUCCGCAUUCCUGUUUCUUUUGUGACGGGCGAAGAGGAUAAGGUCAGCCCGCCAGCCUUGUGCCAAAAGUACUCUGAGAUGUCGGGAAGUGGACAUGUUGAGAUACUCAAGGAUGUGGGGCAUUGGCAUCUGUUUGAAGAUGUUGAUCGAACUGUGAAUGCAGUUCUGGCGCAGAUGUAA
Messenger RNA from Penicillium olsonii, 1800 nucleotides. Lineage: Eukaryota; Fungi; Ascomycota; Eurotiomycetes; Eurotiales; Aspergillaceae. The record is from the annotation of a GenBank genome assembly.